CUACGCAUGCGCUCUGGCACUGAACACGGAACACGGAACUAGGUGGUGUAAUUACUGGCAGUUCCUGGUACAGCAUAAUCUUGCUAGCUACCUAGCUAAAUACUGACCCAGCGUGGAGCCCGCCUUAUCAUGAUGUGCUGUCAGUACAUUCUGCUGCUUCUGCUGCUAGGUGUCUCAGGAGGAGUCACAGCGGUGGAAGUACAACGCCCUCGCGGUGUCCCUUUGUCAAAACGGCAGUUUUAUGAAGAAGGCAAACCUUUUACUUGCCUGGAUGGCUCCCGCAAUAUUCCCUUUGACAGAGUGAAUGAUGACUACUGUGACUGCCAAGAUGGCUCUGAUGAGCCAGGCACUGCUGCUUGUCCCAAUGGCAGCUUCCACUGCACUAAUGCAGGUUUCCGACCAGGCUUCAUCCCUUCCUCUCGCAUCAAUGAUGGAAUCUGUGACUGCUGUGACACAACUGAUGAGUACAACAGUGGUGCUGCCUGUCAGAACACGUGCAGGGACUUGGGGCGCAAAGAAAGAGAGAGCCUGCAGAAGAUGGCAGAGAUUGCAAAGGAGGGCUUUCUGCUUAAACAGCAACUUAUCCAGGAGGCCAAAAGGGGCCUAGAGGAUAAGAAGGCCAAAUAUGCAGAAGUUCAACUCAGUAAGAAUGAGUUUGAAAAGAGGGUGGAGGCUCUGAGAACUGUAAAAGAGACUGCAGAGCAGCCAGAGAAAGAGGCCAAAGAACGCCACCUGAAGGCCUGGGAAGAUCAAAAGGCUGUUAUUCAAAUGGAGAAGGACAAGGCUAGAAAGGCUGAGGUGUUUCUUGAGCUAGAUGAUGAUGCAGAUGGCUUUGUCUCAGUGACUGAGCUUCUGUCCCACUCUGAGCUUGACCCGGAUUCAGAUGGUUCAUUCACAGAAGCAGAGGCUCAGGGACUGUUGGGAGUACAGGACAAAGUGGACACUGUUGCAUUUGAGUCUGUUUGGAUUAACAUUAAAGAAAAAUACAUAUCAGAGGCCAACGCAGACAGCCCAGCACCAGUGGAGACUCCACCGGCGGAGAUAAGGGACAAUGAGUCUGAGCAGUACCCUGAAGAGGACAUCCCAGAUGACGAAGAUGAUGAUGAGGAAGAGGAUGAAGAUGAUGACCCAGAUGAUGGGGACUAUAAAAGCCCUCCUACGAUGCAGACCCAAGAAAAGAAGGAUGACGAAGAUGAGGGGACUAUGCCACCCUACGACCAAGAAACGCAGAACCUUAUUGAUGCUGCUCAGAAAGCCAGGGAUGCAUUUGAUGAGGCUGAGAGAGCGCUCCGGGAAGUUGAUGAUCAGAUCAAAAACCUUGAGAAGGAAAUCUCUUUUGACUUUGGACCCACUGCUGAGUUUGCCUACCUCUAUAGCCAGUGUUAUGAGUUGACUUCUAGCGAGUACAUCUACAGGCUCUGCCCGUUCAACAGAGUAUCCCAGAAACCCAAGUAUGGUGGAUCAGAAACUAACCUUGGUACAUGGGGACAAUGGGCAGGUCCAGAGGAUAACCCUUACUCUAUAAUGAAGUAUGAACACGGAACAGGGUGCUGGCAAGGCCCCAACAGGUCCACCACAAUUAAGUUAACGUGUGGAAAGGAGACAGUUUUGACAUCAACCUCAGAGCCCAGUCGCUGUGAAUACCUGAUGGAGUUUACCAGCCCUGCUGUCUGCCAGGAGCCCUCAAGCCUGGAUUCAGUGCUUCAUGGGCACGAAGAGCUCUAGAUCCUUUGGAUUUGUUGCUCUUGAGGGACCACAGUCACUGCAGCAACAUGAAGUUGCCAUGCUGUGAGCGGCACCACCUUGGCGUCAAUAAACAAUGGAAAUUCCAAUGAGUAGUUAUCUCGUCUACACAUCCGAUUUUCACUGCUACCUGUUAUUUCUCUGAUUUAUGUCAAAUGUAGUCAUUCCAUUGUUUUCAAAUAAAGUUCAUUUUAUCAUAUUCCAAAAA
Molecule: messenger RNA, 1951 nt
Organism: Etheostoma spectabile (orangethroat darter)
Lineage: Eukaryota; Metazoa; Chordata; Actinopteri; Perciformes; Percidae
Gene: prkcsh
Product: PRKCSH beta subunit of glucosidase II
Exons: 18
Coding region: 130-1725 (531 amino acids)
Biological process (GO): liver development; N-glycan processing
Cellular component (GO): glucosidase II complex
Source: RefSeq, a predicted model, not a curated record